CCAUCUACCGAUCAUUUUCCAAAAGCAAAUCAUCCCAUUAUAUAUACGCCUGGUAUUCCAAAGCUCGGACAGAUAGUGCACCCAUCCUCAACUCCCACUUCCUUCUUCCCCUUUACUCUCUUACAUUACAUUUGAAACAUCAACCAACAUGGGUUCUGAAGCUCCACUAUCAUGUUCACAAUCCAUGCCAACCACCACGGCCUUCUUGUUUUUCUCCUUCACCAUCGUCUUCUCUGCAUUCUCCUUCCUCAUCUUCAUCUCCAGGAUCAAGCCAUGGUGUAACUGCGACACCUGCACCACCUUCAUGACUGCGAUUUGGUCUUCCAAGUUCACCAACCUUUGCGACUGGUACACUCACCUCCUCCGUGACUCACCCACCGGAACCAUCCACGUGCACGUGCUCAACAACACCAUCACGUGCAACCCCCACAACGUGGAGCACAUGCUAAAGACCAACUUCCACAACUACCCCAAGGGAAAACCCUUCUCUGCCAUCCUCGGCGACCUCCUCGGCCGCGGAAUAUUCAAUGUUGAUGGUCACGAAUGGAGCUUCCAGCGUAAAAUGGCCAGCCUCGAGCUCGGAAGUGUGGCAAUUCGCUCCCACGCGCUGGAGAUAGUCAAUGAGGAGAUUCACACAAGGCUCGUUCCUUUCAUGGUCGCCUCAAUUGGAGUCGUUGACUUGCAAGACAUCCUGCGACGGUUCUCCUUCGACAACAUCUGCAAAUUCUCAUUUGGAUGGGACCCACACUGUCUCCAAAUGUCACUACCAGUGUCGGACCUUGCUGUCGCAUUCGACACCGCCUCAAAGCUCUCAGCAGAGCGCGCCAUGACAUCAUCGCCUGUAAUAUGGAAGAUCAAGCGAUUCCUCAAUUUAGGGUCUGAAAAGAAGCUAAAGAAAGCUAUCAAUGUGGUGAAUGAGCUAGCGAAAGACAUGAUCAACAACCGAAGAGAAAUGGGGUUCUCCACGCGAAGAGACCUUCUCUCGAGGUUCAUGGGUUCGGUCAAUGACGACGACAAGUAUCUCAGAGACAUUGUUGUAAGUUUCCUCUUAGCAGGCCGUGACACGGUGGCCUCAGGGUUGACAUGUUUCUUCUGGUUACUAUCAAAUCACCCCAAGGUGGAAGCUUUGAUUCGAGAGGAGGUGGAUCGUGUUAUGAUUCCGAAACAAAACUCGGUUCAGGGGUUCGCUAGCUUUGAACAGCUUCGUGAAAUGCAAUAUCUAAAUGCGGCGAUUUACGAAAGCAUGAGGUUGUACCCUCCAGUUCAAUUUGACUCAAAAUUCGCACAUGAGGAUGAUGUGUUACCGGAUGGGACAUUUGUACGGAAGGGAACGAGGGUCACGUACCAUCCUUAUGCUAUGGGUCGAAUGGAGCGGGUAUGGGGCCUCGAUUGCCUUGAGUUCAGGCCCGAGAGAUGGUUAAAGGAUGGUGUGUUUGUGCCAGAGAAUCCGUUUAAGUACCCAGUUUUUCAAGCUGGUGUUAGGGUGUGUUUGGGAAAAGAGUUGGCUUUGGUGGAAAUGAAGGCGGUUGUGGCUGCCUUGGUUGGAAGGUUUGAUAUUCGGGUAGUGGGGUUGCAUUCGGAGCCACAGUUUGCCCCGGGACUUACUGCCACAUUGCGGGGUGGGUUACCAGUUCAAGUUUCUGAAAGAUGUAGUUGAUGUUGUUGUAAUAAACAGUUUAUAGCUUAGUUCAUGUUAAGCAAGUUAUUCCAUAUAUGAGUACACUGUAACACUCUUAGACCCAAAAAACAAAGUACUAUAUAUAACACUAGGAUUCUCUGAUUUUAAAAUUUUAGAUCAUGUAAAUAAUCUCGCAGUAGAAUUGGACGUCUUUUUCUUCUACUUGGCUACUAGUUUUGGACAAAGUACGGAAACAUGCAAGUGCUUUUAUGAUUAUAUCAGUACAAUCUGAAUUCUUGAAUUACCGAGUUUAGUUCUUUGUCUCUUGUGUCACAUGAUCGCAUCUAUCAGUUUCCUCCUGUAACCAAAGCCUGCAAACUUGGAAAUUGAAGUUUUCAAAUAUGUAAUUAGGAUGUUGAAGUUACUAUAUAUAUGACACUAUCAUUUGACCUCUGUACAGGUGGACAAGGCAUCCUCUGAUCUGAAGAAUACCAAUGUUAGACUUAAUUAAAGAAUCUCAAGAAUACAAAUUUUAGACUUAAUUAAAGACAGUGACCUAGGUUACUUAACUGCAA
This is a messenger RNA of Lotus japonicus, 2193 nucleotides long. RefSeq names its product cytochrome P450 94C1-like. The transcript has a single exon. The record is from RefSeq and is a predicted model, not a curated record. Gene Ontology annotation, molecular function: oxidoreductase activity, acting on paired donors, with incorporation or reduction of molecular oxygen; heme binding; monooxygenase activity. Bases 149 to 1657 code for a protein of 502 amino acids. NCBI's taxonomy places the organism in Eukaryota, Viridiplantae, Streptophyta, Magnoliopsida, Fabales, Fabaceae.